CUUAGGCCCGCAACCCCUUCGAAAUUGAAUAGCUGGAAUCAGGAGUACUUUGGAAGUACAAGUAAAUUCCCAUUGGUCGAGCGCAGCUUUUCUCCUAGCAACGGCUUGGGCAGCGUUCCAAUUAGAAUAUCCCGUGUCUCCUCCGCAGAACUUGAAAUUCUGAACCAUUUGCGCGAAAUGAUUGGCGGUGGAGUGGCUCAACGGGAUAGGCCGAGCUGCACCGAUCAGCCAAUCGGGUACACCCGAAGCACAUCGGAGGAGGUGCUAAAUGAGUUUCAGACCCUGGGCGGAGAGAGGGGGGGGGGUUUGGUAUGCGGCUUCUACUUUUCUAGCGUGUGAUACGAAGUGGCAACCCAGCAGAAGAUUGUCCUCUCGUGCAUUCGCUCGUGUAGUACUGUUGCUUUUGUCUGUCCACAGCGGGGCACUGAAAUAAAUUAAACAGGAUCUAUGCACUUUGCAUGUCGCCUCGACAUCUGAAUAACUAGUUUUUCUUUGAAUAACCGUAGACUACUGCGCGCUGCAUUUCCUGUUAUUUGGCGUUGCGUAGAUAGCCGUUGCAUGUCUAGAUAGCAAUUUAAACGCUUACAUCGCUAACGUUAAAGGUACGCCUCAUUUAAGUUGACAUCAUUUUUUUAUUUUAAACAAGAUUUAAAGUAUCGCCCAUAUGACGACUUCGUUUCAAUGCUAGUUGGCUUAUACAGGCUCAUUUGUUCUGAUCUUUGAUCUUUAAGAAUUAAGAUCGAAAAGCAACUUUGUUGCAAGUAGUCUCUUGCAAGGACAUACAGCCUACUCGAAACUAUGGAGGACAAUCGGCUGCACAACGCUAUUGAAUUCAUCAAAGAUCAACUCUAUUUUGCCGUUCUCCAGCAGAAAGUGAAAAGCACACCAGAAAGGCAUUACUUUUGUAUCGACGAGGAACUCUCAUAUGAAAAUUUCUAUGCAGACUUCGGUCCGCUCAACCUGGCGAUGUUUUACCGCUUCUGCUGCAAGCUCACCAAGAAAUUGAAGUCUUUCACCCUUGCAAAGAAAAAAAUAAUAUUCUACACUUGCGGUGACCAGAAGAAGCAGGCAAAUGCAGCAUAUCUGAUUGGCUCCUAUGCUGUGAUGCACCUGCAGAAGUCUCCUGAGGAGGCGUACAGCCUGCUGGUGUCCCGAAAUGCCACUUACCUGCCGUUCAGAGAUGCUUCGUUUGGAACUUGCAUGUACAACCUCAACAUCCUGGACUGUUUACGAGCCAUCAGUAAGGCCUUGCAGUUCGGGUGGCUCGAUUUCUCCAAAUUCGAUGUUGAGGAGUAUGAACAUUACGAGAGGGCAGAGAAUGGAGACUUUAACUGGAUCAUUCCGGUGAAGUUUUUGGCCUUCAGUGGCCCUCAUCCCAAGAGCAAAAUUGAGAACGGAUACCCUCUCCACGCCCCCGAGGCCUACUUCCCCUACUUCAGGAAGCACGGCGUCAGCACCGUCGUGCGGCUCAACAAGAAGAUGUACGACUCGCGGCGGUUCACCGACACCGGGUUCGAGCACCACGACCUGUUCUUCGUGGACGGCAGCACGCCCACCGACGCCAUCGUCAACCGCUUCAUGAACAUCUGCGAGAACGCGGAGGGGGCCGUCGCGGUGCACUGCAAGGCCGGCCUGGGCCGGACGGGCACGCUGAUUGCCUGCUACAUGAUGAAGCACUACCGGCUGACCGCCGCCGAGGCCAUCGCCUGGAUCCGAAUCUGCAGGCCCGGCUCCAUCAUCGGGCCCCAGCAGAACUACGUGGAGGAAAAACAAGCCGGCCUUUGGGCAGAAGGGGAUCGCUAUCGCGAGAAGAUGGAGCAGGAGAACUGCCUGAACAAGAUGGCCGUCACCAGGAUCCUGUCCGGGGUGGACGACAUCUCCAUCAACGGGAGCAACAAGAACCGGACAUCGGGGAGGCAGGAGGCUGAACACUAUAACGAUGAGGACGAGAGGAACGGGGUGACGCAGGGGGAUAAGCUUCGGGCCCUGAAGAGCAAGAGGCAGGCGCGGUCCUCCACCGGCUCCCUCACAUUGGAAGAGAAUAAAAUUCAUACCAGGUCUUCAUCGCAGUCGCUACGGAUCAUCCUGCGGGGCUGCCAGGCGAAGUCGGCCAGCCUGCCCAAAAGCGCGGACGGGCGCAAGAGGACGCGAUCGUCCCUGGGGAACACCGACCUGGACAGCCGGUUGUUAAGCACGAGGCUGGCCCGGUCUCUAGGCAACCUGAACGUAGUGGCUAGCGACCAGGACUGGUGGGAGCACGGAGGGGCGCGGGCUGGCUGUAGGGCCGUAGACAACAUGGCCGCCCAGACCGGCAACCUAAACGCCAUUAAUGCCAACCACCAGCUGCAGCUCCGCCCCUUGGAGGCGGACCCAGAUUCCCCCUCACACGGCCUGCUUAGUGGGCAGGGCCUGAGUCUGUCUCAUUCAACACCAUGUGGUGCGGGGAAGGAAAACUCGAUGCUCUUUGCAGUCGAUUCGCUUUGCCCGACUAUGUCACUCCAUUCCUAAAGCCAGAGUGCCCCUUCUCCGGUGAAAAUGCCCCAGGAAGUCCGACCGGUCCCGCCACAGAGCUCGCGCCUUGCCCCCCCCCACCCACCACCCCAGAGAGGAUUUCUGUGAUAGAACUCAUUUACCCAGAAUGCACCAAGUGCUCACACUGUGCUUGAUGUUCUGAAACUGUUGACCAAAGGGACUGGAAUAUGGACUGUUGUUUCUUCAGAAGUCAUAGUUGAAUCAAGAUGUGAUAAAUCCUGAAGAUUUGAGCCCUCGCUGUGAGAUUUUGGUCUGGGCUCAAUUUUACAGGGAUCUGCGAUUCUCAUCUUCUUAUGAGAUAAAAUUUCCCCUCUUUUCUAAAGGGGGUUUCCUCCCCCCCCCCCCAAUUUGCCAAGCAACUCGGGAUUAUGUGUCCACCCCAAACUAGAAUGUCCAACUCUGUGUAACCACAGCUGCCCCAUACGCGGACCACCCUGCCAAAUCCGUGAGCCAGGAUGUCCACAGACGUGCCACCAAAUCCCACGGUGUCCAGCCGCUGUUUUUCAUGUCGAAGACUGCGGCUAAGCAGAGUGGCAUUGGAGGAACACCUUUCGUAUGCAGUUCUGCCUUGCAGUCUGACGAGCGCUCGCAUCGGCCUGUGGGGGGCGCUAAAGAGCGACGAAACGUGGAUCCCUAUGGCACUGAAACCCCCCACCCCCAGCCUGGGCGACACAGGCGCCAACUGUGCAUCGCCCUGCUUACUGGCCAGUCGGCACCGGGACGGUCCGGAUUCGGUCCGAGCCCGUGAGGCUCAUCCGUGCACCACAGCGUGGUGCCUUAUCCGAACGAGCCGCCCAGUGCCCCCCAUCCCCCCCCUUUUUUAUUAUUUCUAAUGUUUGAUGUUUGUACCGUAACGACUAACAUGGACUUCAGUGUUGGUAAUAGGCUUGGCUGUUCAGUUCAUAAAUCUGUCAGUGUUUUACUACUUUUCCUCCCAAGUGCUCAGUAUAUACACUCAAUGGCCUCUGCUUUUCUCUGAAGUGAAGUGAGAUUUUUUUUUCCCCGUCUUGUUUUUGCUUCAAGCUGCUGUACUUUAUACUGUAAAUACAUGAACAUUUAAUAUACCGCAGAUCUGGUGUAAUUUUAUACUUGUAAAUAUAUUUUUUAUUUGGUACUAUUUGGUAGUUUUUUGAUUAAUCAUUCUUUCAGAUUCGAGUCAUGCUUACCGAACGUCCUUGGAGCAGUAACGCUUUCAUAUUGAUCAUGGUUAUGGAUCACGUGUGGAAAAUAAUGGUGACUCAAGUACAUGAAAUUAUAGACAACUUGUUGCCAAUUUUUUUUCCCCCAAUAAAAUCUUUCCAUCCUA
Molecule: messenger RNA, 3838 nt
Organism: Anguilla anguilla (European eel)
Lineage: Eukaryota; Metazoa; Chordata; Actinopteri; Anguilliformes; Anguillidae
Gene: cdc14b
Product: cell division cycle 14B
Exons: 17
Coding region: 799-2508 (569 amino acids)
Biological process (GO): microtubule cytoskeleton organization; protein dephosphorylation; positive regulation of cytokinesis
Cellular component (GO): centrosome; mitotic spindle; nucleolus
Molecular function (GO): protein tyrosine/serine/threonine phosphatase activity; protein serine/threonine phosphatase activity
Source: RefSeq, a predicted model, not a curated record